This is a messenger RNA of Gastrolobium bilobum, 3258 nucleotides long. RefSeq lists its product as uncharacterized. Lineage: Eukaryota; Viridiplantae; Streptophyta; Magnoliopsida; Fabales; Fabaceae. The coding region runs from base 273 to 3008 and encodes 911 amino acids. Gene Ontology annotation, molecular function: protein dimerization activity; DNA binding. The record is from RefSeq and is a predicted model, not a curated record. The transcript has 8 exons.
CUCGCGACUCACGAUUCCGAAGCGAUUCCUCAUCGCCUGCGACCACCGCCAACGGUCGAACGAUUCCGACUCCGGCGAGAAGCGACCGCCCGUAUCCAUUUCGCCACCGGUAUCCUUCAAGAACCGGUUCGUCCACUUCGAUCUUGAUCGUUUUCCUUCAAGGGAAGGCUCUCAGAUUAAUUGAUAUGUCCUAGUUUUUGGAUUUUUAUGGGCCUUAUAUUCAGCACUCAUGCAUAUGUUAGUGGAAUUAUAAUAGCUCUGUUUUGGAUGUAAUGGCUCCAAUACGCCCAACUGGAUUGGUUGAUCCUGGUUGGGAUCAUGGCAUUGCUCAAGAUGAGCGGAAAAAGAAGGUUAGAUGCAAUUACUGUGGUAAAGUAGUUAGUGGUGGAAUAUACAGAUUAAAGCAGCAUUUAGCCCGAGUUUCUGGUGAAGUAACAUACUGCGAAAAGGCUCCUGAGGAAGUCUACCUAAAGAUGAAGGAAAAUCUGGAAGGGUGCCGUUCCAAUAAGAAACAAAAGCAAGUUGAUGCACAAGCAUAUAUGAAUUUUCACUCUAAUGAUGAUGAAGACGAUGAAGAGCAAGUUGGGUGUAGAAGCAAAGGGAAGCAAUUGAUGGAUGAUAGAAUUGUAUCUGUAAAUUUGACUCCUCUUCGGUCCUUAGGAUAUGUUGACCCAGGGUGGGAACAUGGUGUUGCUCAGGAUGAGAGAAAGAAGAAAGUCAAAUGCAAUUACUGUGAGAAAGUUGUUAGUGGAGGUAUUAAUCGAUUUAAACAACAUUUGGCUAGAAUUCCUGGAGAGGUAGCACCUUGUAAAAAUGCUCCAGAUGAAGUUUAUCUUAGAAUAAAAGAGAAUAUGAAAUGGCAUCGUACUGGAAGGAGACAUAGGCGACCCGAGGCUAAGGAAUUGAUGCCUUUCUAUGCAAAGUCAGAUAAUGAAGAUGACGAGUAUGAGCAAGUGGAAGAUGCUUUGCAUCAUAUGAACAAGGAAACUUUGAUUGAUGAUAAUAAAAGGUUCUCUAAAGAUUUAAGGAAGACCUUCAAGGGAAUGUCACCAAGUACUGGUCCUGAACCAGUAUUGAGAAGAUCAAGAUUGGAUAACAUUUACCUGAAACUGCCCAAGAAUCAGACUCCUCAAACUUACAAACAAGUAAAAGUUAAGACAGGGCCACCUAAGAAAUUACGUAAGGAAGUUAUUUCUACAAUUUGCAAGUUCUUUUACCAUGCAGGAAUUCCUUUACAGGCUGCAGACUCCCUAUAUUUUCAUAAAAUGCUGGAAGUGGUUGGUCAAUAUGGACAAGGACUGUUAUGUCCACCGAGCCAGCUUAUUUCUGGUCGCUUUUUGCAGGAGGAAAUCAAUUCCAUUAAGAAUUACCUUGUUGAAUAUAAGGCUUCCUGGGCAAUCAAUGGUUGUUCUAUAAUGGCAGAUAGUUGGAGAGAUACACAGGGUAGGACAAUUAUUAACUUCCUUGUUUCUUGUCGUCAUGGUGUAUACUUCGUUUCUUCAGUUGAUGCUACUAAUGUGGUAGAAGAUGUACCAAAUUUAUUUAAGCUUCUAGACAAAGUAGUGGAAGAAAUAGGUGAGGAAAAUGUAGUGCAGGUAAUCACUGAAAAUACUCCUAACUAUAAAGCUGCUGGAAAAAUGCUUGAAGAGAAGAGAAGGAAUUUAUUCUGGAGCCCUUGUGCCUCUUAUUGUAUUAAUCGAAUGCUUGAAGAUUUUAUGAAGAUAAGAUGUGUAGAAGAGUGCAUGGAAAAGGGCCAGAAAAUCACAAAACUAAUAUAUAAUCAAAUAUGGUUGUUAAAUCUUUUGAAAAGUGAAUUUACCCAGGGCCAGGAGCUUCUAAAGCCAGCUGGCACCAGAUAUGCCUCUAGCUUUGCUACAUUGCAGAGCUUGCUGGAUCAUCGAGCUAGUCUCAGACGAAUGUUUAUUUCAAACAAAUGGAUGUCAUCCAGGUUCUCCAGCUCAAGCGAGGCAAAGGAGGUGGAAAAAAUUGUUUUGAAUGUCACAUUUUGGAAGAAAAUGCAGUAUGUUAGGAAGUCAAUAGAUCCAAUUAUGCAAGUACUUCAAAAGGUUUGUAGUGGUGAGAGCUUGUCAAUGCCGUACAUAUACAACGAUAUGUACAGAGCAAAACUUGCAAUUAAAUCUGUUCAUGGUGAUGACGUGCGUAAAUAUGAACCAUUCUGGAAAGUGAUAGACUGUCACUGGAACUCUCUGUUCUGUCACCCACUUUACUUGGCUGCUUACUUCUUGAAUCCGUCAUACCGAUAUCGUCAGGAUUUUGUGGCGCAUUCUGAGGUAGUACGGGGGCUCAAUGAAUGCAUUGUUCGGCUGGAGCCAGACAAUAUGAGACGGAUAUCUGCAUCAAUGCAGAUUGCUCAUUAUAAUUCUGCGCAAGAUGACUUUGGAACUGAAUUGGCAAUUAGCACAAGAACAGGUCUUGAACCAGUUGAUUGGUGGCAACAACAUGGAAUAAGUUGCUUAGAGUUGCAAAGAAUAGCCAUACGCAUAUUAAGUCAGACAUGCUCGUCCUUUGUGUGUGAUCAUGAUUGGAGUAUAUAUGAUCAGAUAUACAGCAAAAGACAAAACCGUCUAUCUCAGAAGAAACUGAAUGACAUUAUCUAUGUUCACUACAACUUGCGACUUAGAGAAUGUCAAUUAAGAAAAAGGUCCAGGGACUCAAAGUUGACCUCUGCUGACAGUGUUCUCCAAGAGCAUUUACUCAGUGAUUGGAUAGUUGAUGUCAAUGUACAAAGCUUUGAUGGUGAUAAGAUACAGCAUUGUUACAGGCAAAACAAUUCUGGAAACGUUGUGUUUGAGGAACUGGAUGAUGAAUAUGAAAAUGAUUCAAUUGAUUAUGAAGAUGGAGCUGCAAGGACUCUAAAGGGAUCCCUUGAGCUGGUGACUAUGGCUGAUGUAGCAGUAGGAUCAUCCGAUUUAGAUCAUGCUAACAUUGAUGCUGCCACUGACGAUGAGUCUGAUCUGAAUUAUUUUGAUGAUGAUUUGAGUGAGUAAUUAAGUUACAUGGUUCUCCUUUAGGAGGAGUAAGUAUUUGGUCGCUGGUUGUGAGCCUGUAUACUUCCCUGAGAAAAAUCAAGAUGGUCAUUCUGAUAUGUACAAUCAUAUAUUUAUUUCAUCUAUUGGAGCGUAAUCAUUUUAGAUCGAAUGUGUUUUUACCAGCUUAAGAAUUUAUUGUCUAUUCUAUAAGUCACUCAGUAAGAGCUGGCAAAUAGCCAAAUUUAAGGAGUAAGGAGUAAGGAGUAAG